Peronospora matthiolae is the source of this 1776-nucleotide messenger RNA. NCBI's taxonomy places the organism in Eukaryota, Oomycota, Peronosporomycetes, Peronosporales, Peronosporaceae. The record is from the annotation of a GenBank genome assembly.
AUGGCUACGCUCUUCGGCAGUCUCCCGUCCGCUGCGGCGCGCAACCGAGGCCGCAGUACAGCGCUCGUGACGUCGACCCGAAGCGGAAGUGAUCGGGAGCUGAAGUGGGUCUAUGAUGAAGAGACCAGCAACUGUAUGCACUGCAACACGCCCUUUACAAUGAUCACGCGCAAGCACCACUGCCGACGCUGUGGAAACGUUGUGUGCCACAACUGCUCGCCACACAAGCGUCGCAUCUCAUCCACGGACCCGUUUCCAAUGAGAGUCUGCAAUACAUGCUAUGCUGCCGUGGAUGAGCAUUUUGCAUCGCUGGAUUGGUCGGGCCACUCGUCAGUAGAGAAUGGACAGAUUCAGAGCAAAGCGGACCCGGUGAUUGAAGGACGCGUGCACAUUGGACAGCUGUAUAUAAAGGUGGUGGAGGCGAUUGGACUGCCGUCGACAGACUCGAUCACGAGCGACCCGUUCGUACGCAUAGUGCUGACGGGCAAAUGGUCGCACGGACAGGAGUGGGGAAACGAUCUGAAGAGCAUCAAGUGCACGAAGAAGAAAUCGCGCACGCUCAAUCCGCGGUGGCAUGAAACGUUUGUGUUCAAUGUGUGCGCACCCGGAGCUGAACUCGUGCUUGAGGUGUACAACUAUGGCCAGCUGAGUCAGCCAACAAAACUAGGUGAGACUUCCAUCCCGCUUUUACAGAUUAUGGACCAGCGGCGACACAACAAGUGGCUGGAUCUGUUGCUGCCGGAAAAGCUUCACCGCGCAGGACUGAACAACGACGCGCGUGCAGGGCGCAUCCACGUCCUGCUGCACUACAAGUUCUCGCAAAUGGCCGAGCUCUGUAGCUACUUUUCGUCCGAGCAGGACUACGUCUAUGAGUGGCCGGAGUUCCAAGCUGCACAAUUAUACAGCAAUUUUUGGGUGCUACUCGACAACCUCUGGCCGUAUUUAGAGGUUGCAUGGCAAAUAAUGCCAACGCUCAACUGGGAACAUCCAACGCACUCUUUCAUGUGCUUCGCACUGUGUGUAUGGCUGUGCCUUUCGUUGCAGUGGCUACCGGUGGUCAUCCAUCUUGCUCUCAUUGUAUUCGUGCUCCGCAAUUAUUUCGAGUUGAACUUCCACUCGUUCAAUGGUAAAGACCAGCCCAGUGGCGCGGGCGGGAAUCUGGACAAUGAUAUGAGCAACGGUUCGUUCCGUCAAUACAAUCUUCCAUCGGGCUUCAACCAUCUGAUGAACAAGAUGACCAAUGUGACCAUUGACCAAGAGACUCAGCGGACGUUGCAGUCAGUGCAGAACAACAUGGCUUGGUGGUCAAGCAUUAUCAACAACCUCGAGCUCAUGUUCUCCUGGGAAGACACGUUUUACACGGCACGCAUACUGCUCUACCUUAUCGUGAGCUGUGUGCUGCACAUUUUGAUCCCGAACAAGUACCUGCUGCUAGUGUUCGUGGUGCAUCUCUUCACCCGGUGGACAGUGCCAGUCGUCUGGCUCACGCACGUGGUCGCCGCUAUCCGCCAGUCUGUCUGCUCCCUCAUGCACCAGUACCGACUUCAAAGCUCGAUGGCACAGGCUGAUCUGAACGCAAGACAACCAGUAAUCGGGCUGAGUGCCGGUCUUGGUCUACCUGAUACGUCACGAGCUAUGCGUCGUACAGUCUCUAGCGUUAGUGCUCGGGCACACGCACGCGUGUCAAAAAAAGAGGAAGCUUUUGGUGCGGCUGCGUCAGCCAUCUCCGAGAGGUUUGUUGUUUCGGGCGAGCCUUCCUUUCGUAAGAAACAGUGA